This is a messenger RNA of Calypte anna (Anna's hummingbird), 4145 nucleotides long. RefSeq names its product family with sequence similarity 98 member B (gene TSLIG3B). Gene Ontology annotation, cellular component: tRNA-splicing ligase complex. Lineage: Eukaryota; Metazoa; Chordata; Aves; Apodiformes; Trochilidae. The record is from RefSeq and is a predicted model, not a curated record.
GAGCGGCAUGAAGGAGUGGCGGCCGGCCCGGAGAUGGAGUGCGACAUCUUGGACGCCUUGGAGGCUUUGGGGUACACGGGUCCCCUGCUGGAGGAGGAAGCUCUGAAGAAAGCAGCAGAAAAUGGAUUGUCUUCACCAGAAUUUUUUGAGCUUUGUGUUUGGUUAGGUUCCCAAAUAAAGUCACUUUCCAACAUGGAAGAAAGCAUCACUUUAGCAGAUGAUUUACAGAGCUUCCAGCUUGAGAUCAGUGGCUUUCUGAGAGAAAUGGCUUGUCCAUAUUCAUCACUUAUAUCUGGAGACAUUAAGGACAGAUUAAAAGAGAAAGAAGAUUGUCUUAAACUCCUCUUAUUUCUAAGUACAGAACUUCAGGCUUUAAAGAUACUGCAGAGCAAGAAAGUGAAAAACUCGCAUUUGGAAAAGCACAACGAAAUUUAUCAGGAAGUGCAAGCUAUUUGUGAUGCACUGGGCCUGCCAAACUCCUCAUCUACUGAUAUUCCUUGCUUGUUAACCAGUGUGGAACAAAAGAUAAAGGACAUUCUCUCAAAAGUCCAAAACAACCACGUGGGGAAGUCACUGCUAACAAAACCUCUGAAUUCUGACCAAGUGGAAAGAUUGGAAAAAAUCAACGAUGCUCUUCGGAGUGAGUAUGAAUGUCGGAGGCGUAUGUUAAUGAAGAGGCUGGAUGUGACAGUUCAGUCUUUCUGCUGGUCUGACAGAGCAAAGGUAAAAACAGAUGACAUAGCACGAAUCUAUCAGCCCAAGCGCUAUGCACUGUCUCCAAAGUCAACUGUCACAUUAGCUCACCUUCUGGCUGCUCGAGAAGAUUUAUCCAAGAUCAUAAGAACAAGCAGUGGAUCAACCCGGGAAAAUACAGUCUGUGCAAUCAACAAGGUUCUGAUGGGGAGAGUACCUGACCGUGGGGGCAGACCAACUGAGAUUGAACCACCUCCUCCCGAAAUGCCUCCUUGGCAAAAAAGACAAGAAGGUGGUGGAAGAGGUGGCCGGGGAGGUGGGGGUGGGGGAAGAGGCAACUGGGCAGGUGGAGGAGGAGGAGGAACAGGAGCAGGUAGAGGAGGAGGUGCUAGGCCUGGAGGUGGGGGUUUCAGAGCUGGUGGAAGAGGUGGAGGUGGCUUCCAAGGUGGCAGGGGAGAUUAUAAUUAUGGUAGGGGAGAUUAUGGUGGCAGGGAAGAUUAUGGUAGCAGGGGAGAUUAUGGUGGAAGGGGAAAUUAUGGGGGCAGGGGAGAUUAUGGUAGCAGGGGAAGUUAUGGUGGCAGGGGAGGCUAUGGUGAUCCAUAUGGUGGAAGAGGUGGGGGAGGAUACCGAAGAUACUGAAAUACUGUAAAUAUUAACAAAGUAGCUGAUAAAAUACAGUGGUGGUGUUUACUGGUAUCUGGAAUUUAGAUAUGUUAAUUUGAGUUUAGGUAAGAAUUAAAUAUGACCAUAUGAAUCACUGCAUUAGACCAACCAUUGUCACUGAAUUCUUUUAGUUAACUGAACAGAAUUUUUAUACUAAAAUAUAAUUACUAAAGUCCUUGUUUUUCGUACUGCUUGUUUUUUUAAUAUGUUGUUUUAUUUAAAAUGAGCCUAAGAAAACUGAAUAAAACCCUUUCUAAACAAACAAAAAAUACAUUAUUUAAUAUUCAGGUCUCUCUAAUUAUUGCAUGUUGCAUAGCCACUGCUUGCUCUCAAAUGCAGAGUAGAAAAAACAGAAUAGGCCUAAGAAUUGGACAGAAACACUUUGAAAAGACUUGAAUACUGUCAGCAGGAUUUUUAUCUUUACCUGGUUUUCAUGUGGGGCAUAUAAAUUAAUUUUAAUGUGAAAAUGGUAAAAUCCAUUGAGGCUUUUGUCAAAAUUAGUCAGUUAAAUUUUUUAUUCUACAAAUUCACAUGAAAGUAGCAUUCUGAAUUAAUACUCUACAGAAACUAAUUAAGUCAGAUUGUUUAUUGUGUUCAUUAAUAAAUCAGAGACUAUUUGAAGAUCAGAGUGUGUACUGUAACGGUGUGUUUUGGUAAUGUCAAUUUUCAUUUUACCUAUUUUCCAUUUUAUUGCUGUUUUAUAUUUUAAGAUCAGAUUGGUCAGGAUACUUCUGAAACCAUCAUGUCUGGUGAGAGUUCUUUCAAUAUAUAAAGGUUGAAUAAGAUGACCUUAUUGAGAGAGAACUUAAGAUUUUUCUUAUUAUUCUUUUUUUCCUCCUCUACUUGCAUUGUGUUUGGGAUGCUUGGGAAUAACCAACGGUGCAGCAAGUGAGACAUCUCAUAGAGCAGAUACCCUUCCUCAGUUAUUUAUCUCUGUCAUACUUUGCCAACCAGUUGGCCUGAUAAGAUAAAAGAAACUGUCUUGAUAUGGUAUGGGUGGCUUCUGCUUCAUGACAGGGUUACUCUAGGACUAAGCUUUCAUAGACUUAUGGUUGUAAGUAGAUGUAGACAAGAAUUAUAUUUAGAGCUGUCAGUUGCAGAAGAUGGUUUCUCUUGUCCAGCAUCCUUUAAAUCUAUCUGUAAGGCUACUCCUGAGUACAGAGGCAGAACAGAGAGAUGUAUACACUCAGUGUCAGCAUUUAUCAUGGUUAGGUUAUUAGAGAGAUUGCGAAGGCAUCUGAUGAACCUGGGGGGUGUCUGUUGAUUGCAUAGCACAGAGCCCUUGAAGCACUAUAAUUGAGUGUGUAGCUACAGGCUUGACUGCAGAUCGAACUUCAGGAUUUGGCUUUAUUUUCCACAGUUUUGAGUUCUUUCUGCAUGAUUGUCCUAUUGCUGCCAUAUUUGUUUUAAAGAUUUUAUUUUACAUUCAAAAUCAAAUUAUUAUCUCUUGCUUGUGUCAGAAUUGGCAAUUACCAACCUUCUCAUUUGAAAUUUUAAUCGAGAUAACUACUGAAAGUUUCUCUCUUACUUGUUAUUUCCUCUCUCAUCAGUCUGCUUGAGAAUGGUACUUGUGAUAUGCUAGAUACCCCCUUACCAUCAGUGGCCUAACAAAAAGGAGCAGGAGUUUUCCUUGUUUAAACAGCUUGGCUUGGAUGUGAACUCCUGAAAUAAUGGCUUCACUUCACCCAACUGCUACCAGUAUAGUUCCUUUUCUGAUUUUUUUCUACACUCUUUUCUGGCCUGAGCUGUUGUGUACCUCUGCAGUCAUUAUGGAGAGACCCUCGUGGGUCACAUGGGACCAUAGUACUGGUUUUCUUGCUUUUCAGCUUGUUUUUUUGUUUUUUGGGGUUUUUUUGCUAAUGCUCUGGGAUAGCUCACAAAUUGAUGACAGAACAAGUGAGACUGCUGGCCAUGGAGGUGAAGUGUUGGUCAGCAAAGGAAUGGAGUUUUUAUUAACCAGAGCCUUAAUCUAAAAUUGUGUUUUCUCAUGCCAGUGUUAUUUUUUUCUACAAGUAAUUUCCAAAUCACAGUGAAGCAUUUACUUUUACCAAGGAACUAAGCUAGGAAAAUCAAACAGCUUAUAUUUGCACAAAGAUUUUGCCAGUCUGAAGAUGUGAAGCUGCACUGGUUUAGUUGAACUGUUUUAAUUGUGGUUGUGCCUUGGUGCUUUUACCAUCGGCUUGUAGCAAACAGGACAGUUCUGAACAAAGUAAACCAUCAAGGGAACCAGCUAUGUGCCCACCCAUGUGUAAUUCUAACAGCUGAAUUAUUUCAAAAUUUUAUUUCAACUUUAUUUAUGUAGAACAUCCAAAAGAUGGAAGUUCAGAUAGGUUGGAGAUUUCAUUUUUUUGAUCUGACUAUUUUAUGUUUUCUUACUUCUAAAAUGUGAAGCCAGUAGUUGAACACUCACUUAAGCAGCACCACAAUUCAUAGAGGUAUUCUUCUCUGUCCUCUGUACCAGAAUGUUUGCUUUUAAUUUGUCAAAAGAUGCAAUAAUACUGUGAAGGUCAUUGAUUUAAACCUCUUAAAUUUUGUAUGUUUUUCUUGGAAAAAAGUAUUUUCAAAAAUUCUGUUGUAAGUAGAAGAUUUUCAUACAGAUGUUUGUGAGCAUUUUUCUGUUUAUUCACAUUUAGUGAAUAUCUACUUGAAUAUUGUUUUGUUCAAGCAAGUGUUUAAAAAUAGGUUGGGGAUUGUUUUCAGGAUUUGAGAGAGAUGUUUGUGUUAACAGCUUGUAAACACUGAGGAAUAAAGUACUGUAUUUGAAGUUACUUGCAUCAAUUGUGCAGUGU